Molecule: messenger RNA, 534 nt
Organism: Pelobates fuscus (common spadefoot toad)
Lineage: Eukaryota; Metazoa; Chordata; Amphibia; Anura; Pelobatidae
Gene: TMEM275
Product: transmembrane protein 275
Exons: 1
Coding region: 1-534 (177 amino acids)
Source: RefSeq, a predicted model, not a curated record
AUGUUUUCUGAUAAAAAUACCCAAAAACCUGUUCAGAAAAAGACAAGACCCCAUGGCUUACCCUCUCCUGCUCUGUGUUGUGCCUGUGGACUGUGCAUCAUGCUCGCUGGGAUAAACAUUACACUGGUAGGGGCUUUUGCAUUUGGGACAUUUCUACCGUUGGACAAUCCUCCCAUCAUCAUCGGACCUAUCUUGCUGGUUGUUGCUUUUGCAUUCUUUGGAGCGUGCUGCAUUUGUAGUCGUCGGCCACCAGCCUAUGGCACUAGGAAGUCCAAGCCAGGCUCCAAUAUUGGUUUUAUUAAACCGGGUAAUGCAGCCUUUGAGAUCGAAACAAGCGAGCACACCGUGCAGGACACCACCGCGGUUCAGCUUAGUCCAACCAAUUCCCCAGUCUCUUCUCGGAAAUCUUCUCCCACUCAUGAGAACUCUAAAAUGUGCAAACUUUUUACCAUGGAGGGCAAUGGGCCAGUGGCUAAAUACAAUGCAGGAGGGGAAUCUAUACAGCUUAACUUACCCAGAGACCCUGCCACUUAA